AUGCGCGAGUGCCAGCGAAAUUACGAUGACGGGCUUGAUCAGGACCAAAGAAGCCGGCUGAAGAAGAGAGAGCGGAAAAGUGACACAAAGACAGACGAGGAUAAGUGGAGAGCUAUCUACAAGACGUUAUUCCCGGGUGAGGUGGCAAUAUCAACGCCUUAUUGCAACGACUCAGAGCUGGAUGACUACCAUCGAUACUGUAGGGAGAACUCCGACCGCAUUCUGGGGGACAAACUCGGCGCCAUUCCAGGCGGUGUCUGGUCAGGGUCGGCACAGCAGAUGAAGGAGCUCGUGCGCGACGUGCAAGAGCAGCUCUUUGGGGAAUUCCACACCCAGCAAAACGACGACGACCACAGCUCUUGCACUUCCCGUGGUAGCACCCCUAUGAGCGCAUCUCCGAUGACUCCGUCCUACUUCGACGAAAAUCCGCCGAUGACCGCAGCCGACCCUGAGGUCCACACCUCGAAGAGGAGACGGGUGGGCGAAGAGGCCUACUUCCUUAAUGAUCAUGUCACGUAUCAGGGAACUUUGACGCCUCAGAUCCGUGUGUCGCCAGCCUGCGAAGCCUUUAUGGAGGGUAACUUGAUCGCCGAACUUAGCCUCGAUGGUAACCUUAGCCCAUUGCCAGCCCAGAGUGCUCAUGAAGCCGCACUCGGUCCAGGUCCGGACCAGAUUCCUCCUAGCAGCACUGCUAUGCUUGAUUCUGGGAUGUCAGAUGCACAGAUCUCUGGUUUUCCAGAUCCUUGGGGGCUUGAAUGGACCUUUCUCGCACCUUAG
Lasiodiplodia theobromae is the source of this 777-nucleotide messenger RNA. RefSeq names its product Zn2 cys6 DNA-binding protein. The record is from RefSeq and is a predicted model, not a curated record. Bases 1 to 777 code for a protein of 258 amino acids. NCBI's taxonomy places the organism in Eukaryota, Fungi, Ascomycota, Dothideomycetes, Botryosphaeriales, Botryosphaeriaceae. The transcript is spliced from 2 exons.